Messenger RNA from Brenthis ino (lesser marbled fritillary), 1512 nucleotides. Lineage: Eukaryota; Metazoa; Arthropoda; Insecta; Lepidoptera; Nymphalidae. The record is from the annotation of a GenBank genome assembly.
AUGCUUGAAGCCGACAGUGUGGAAAAUGCAACAGCCGAUACACUGCAAGCCAACACAAAAAUUGAGAAAGAAGACGAAGAUAUUGCCCGACCUGAGGCGACCUUUCGGUUCACUGUCCAAAAUAUUAGCCAGCUCAAAGAGCAAGUUUUAUCUCCGCCGUGUUAUGUGAGAUGCUUGCCAUGGAAGAUUCUAGUGCUCAUUCGGAAUACUACAACCCCGGAUCGUCAACCUCAAAAGGCUUUGGGAAUUUUCCUUCAAUGUAACGGGGAUUGCGAUUCCCCAGGAUGGUCUUGUUAUGGCGUGGGAGAAUUAAAACUCCUCUCGUACAAGCCUGAUGGAGAACAUUUGUGUAGAAAAUUACAUCAUAUGUAUCAUUGCAAAGAAGAUGAUUGGGGAUUUGCGCAUUUCAUAUCUUGGAAGGAAUUAUUGGAUCCCGAUAAUGGCUUCGUGAAAGACGAUUCUAUAACUAUUGAAGCGCACGUUGUAGCAGAAGCUCCUCACGGGGUUUCUUGGGACUCUAAGAAACAUACUGGAUACAUAGGCCUCAAAAAUCAAGGCGCUACGUGUUAUAUGAAUUCUCUAUUACAAACUUUAUUCUUUACUAAUGUACUUCGUAAGGCAGUUUAUAAAAUACCUACUGUAGGAGAUAAUAGUUCUAGAUCAGUUGCUUUUGCUCUUCAAAGAGUUUUCUACGAUCUGCAGUUUUUGGACAAACCUGUCGCUACUAAGAUACUUACUAAAAGUUUUGGUUGGGAAACGCUGGACUCUUUCAUGCAACAUGAUGUACAAGAAUUUUUACGAGUACUUUUAGAUAAACUAGAAAAUAAGAUGAAAGGUACUGUAGUAGAAGGUACAGUGCCUAAACUGUUUGAAGGGAAAAUGACAUCUUUCAUCAAAUUUUAUGAAUCAUUUAAAGAUUACAUCAGCAUAGAAUUACUUGAUGGUGAAAACAAGUAUGACGCUGGAGAGCAUGGCCUACAAGAGGCAGAGAAAGGAGUCCGAUUUGAUGUGUUUCCGCCUAUACUACAUUUGCACUUAAUGAGAUUCCAAUACGAUCCCAAGAGUGAUGCCUCUAUUAAAUUUAAUGAUCGAUUUGAGUUUUAUGAAGAGAUCAAUCUAGAUCAUUACCUACAAGAAAUACCUAAGAACCCCGCUCACUAUACCUUACACGCCGUGUUGGUACACUCUGGUGAUAAUCACGGCGGGCAUUAUGUUGUGUUUGUCAACCCCAAGGGCGAUGGAAAGUGGUUCAAGUUUGACGACGAUGUAGUAUCUCGGUGCAGCAAACAAGAAGCCAUAGAGUAUAACUUCGGUGGAAAGGAGGACGCACCAUAUCUAGCACGACGGUCCACUAGCGCUUACAUGCUUAUUUAUAUACAGACUUCUGAACUAAAAUAUGUAUUGCAAGACGUAACAGAAAACGACAUACCCACCGAUUUAUGUGAACGAAUCAACGAAGAGAUGCGAUACGAGAUGGUAAGGACAUGUAAAUAUCAAGCCUUAGAAUCGUUA